AUGGCAAACGCUUCGAAGCGCGCACUGGCUGCGUCACAGUCGUCUCAGGCAUCUUCACAAGCCACGCCAUCUCAGCAGCGGCCUGCGAAACGCCCCCGUGUCGCACCUCCUCCCGCUUCCUCUCCCGCCGUUCGAUCAGGCGACAACUCGUCUUCACUGCCGCAAGAACCAUCGACCCUCGUCUCCCACGUACCAGAAACACCGUCGCAACCGCGGCCAAGCGGAAGGAGCGCGCAGGGGGAAGAAGCGGAAUCGCAAGACGGGCUUCCUCCCCUUCCCCCUCACAAGAAACGACAACGGAACGCAGGCAAGCUCCGCCGCCUUUCCACCGGCCAUCCUCCUACUACCUCAACCGCUAUACGAGCAAAGUCAACUCUGUCUGGGGCAAAGAUCGGAGGGAAGGCGAAGGACUUGAAGGACGGGGUGCAGACGGAGGAGAUCUGGGUCAAGCGGCAGAAGGGCGGGACGACGGGGCAGGGGCUAGGCUUUGCGGGGUACCUGAAGAUGGGUGUGAAGGCGUUCGUCGAGCGAGGAUGUACAACCGUCACUCUUCACGCCCUCGGAGCCGCCAUCCCCCUCUGUCUCUCCCUAGCACUCGCAAUCCGCGAUGCCUUGCCAGGCGGCGAGCCUCCCGAUCCUUACGCCUCUUCGGCAGACUCAGCCAGCGGCGACGAUAGCGGAAACGUUAAGAUGGAAGUCGUGACGGGAAGCAAGGUCGUGCAUGACGAGGUGACGCCUGAAGACGAAAACGAGGACCUCGUCUACCAGUCGCGCACAAAGUCGACAGUCUCGGUGACUCUCUCGCUGGCUGAGCCGCUCAAGUCUAGCCUGGGCAGCGCGGGUGCGGCUGCGAAACGAGGAGGAGGUGCGAGUCGAGGUCGAGGAGGGAGCAGUCGGCGCGGAAAGCGGAGCGGGCGAGGGCGGGGUCACUGA
Molecule: messenger RNA, 933 nt
Organism: Rhodotorula toruloides NP11
Lineage: Eukaryota; Fungi; Basidiomycota; Microbotryomycetes; Sporidiobolales; Sporidiobolaceae
Exons: 3
Coding region: 1-933 (310 amino acids)
Molecular function (GO): nucleic acid binding
Source: RefSeq, a predicted model, not a curated record